UUCACCGGAGACCCCAUGACCGGCUGAGAAGUGCAGUGCGGGACCCGGUCGUCAAGCUAACAGCACUCAUCAUGAUCCGCUCAAUGUUGGACACGGCCCGCGCCAGCCCGUUCCCGACCGUGGCCCAGUGUGAGCCGUCGGCGCCCCGCCGUCAGCUCGUCCACGGCCGCGAUGUGGCCGCCUUCAGCACCGCAGAGCCCGAGUACAGCUGCGAAUACGGCUCACCCAAGUUCUUCGCGAUCGCCGGCUUCGGCGGUAUCCUGUCUUGUGGCAUCACACACACAGCCAUUGUGCCGCUCGACCUGGUCAAGUGUCGUCUGCAGACGAAUGCCGACAAGUACAAGGGCAUCUUCAAUGGCUUCAAGGUGACUGUCCGGGAGGAGGGCUUGCGCGGUUUGGGCCGCGGCUGGGCGCCCACCGCCAUCGGAUACUCGAUGCAGGGCCUCUGCAAGUUCGGCUUCUACGAGGUCUUCAAGAACCUGUACUCGAACAUGAUGGGCGAGGAGAACGCCUUCCUGUGGCGCACAACGCUGUACCUGGCGGCGUCGGCGUCGGCCGAGUUCUUCGCCGACAUUGCGCUGGCUCCCAUGGAGGCCGUUAAGGUACGGAUCCAGACCAUGCCGGGUUUCCCAGCCACGCUGCGCAAGGGCUUCCCGAUCAUCAUGUCGCAGGAGGGCUGGUGGGGCUUCUACAAGGGCGUGGCGCCGCUCUGGGCCCGCCAGAUCCCUUACACGAUGAUGAAGUUCGCCUGCUUCGAGCGCACCGUCGAGGCCCUCUACCAGUACGUGGUGCCCAAGCCGCGCGACCAGUGCUCCAAAUCCGAGCAGCUGGUGGUCACAUUCGCCGCCGGCUACAUCGCCGGCGUGUUCUGCGCCAUUGUCUCCCACCCAGCCGACACCAUCGUCAGCAAGCUCAACAUGGCCAAGGGCUCGUCCGCCGUCGAGGUGGCCAAGAGCCUCGGCUUCAUGGGCAUGUGGAAGGGCCUGACGGCACGUAUUAUCAUGAUCGGCACGCUGACGGCGCUGCAGUGGUUCAUCUACGACGGUGUGAAGGUGGCUCUGCGUGUGCCGCGGCCGCCGCCGCCCUCCAUGCCGGAGUCGCUGCGGCUCAAGCUGGCGGCCAAGCAGCAGUAGUGGGCGGCGCCACCGGCCCGCGAAUGUGUGAGAGCGGCCGGGUGGCGCCACCACCCCGGGGGCCGUCCGGCCGCCGAGAGCUGUGAGAGCGGACGGGUGGCGCCACCACCCCGGGGGGCCGCCUGGCCGCCUAGAGCUCUUGGAUGCGGCGCAGCGGUGACCGCGCGGCGGCUGGCUGACGCGUGUACACUGGGCUGGCCGCCGCCGAAUAUAGUUAUCGGAUGCGGGUC
This is a messenger RNA of Pollicipes pollicipes, 1363 nucleotides long. RefSeq names its product phosphate carrier protein, mitochondrial. The transcript is spliced from 6 exons. NCBI's taxonomy places the organism in Eukaryota, Metazoa, Arthropoda, Thecostraca, Pollicipedomorpha, Pollicipedidae. The record is from RefSeq and is a predicted model, not a curated record. The coding region runs from base 72 to 1133 and encodes 353 amino acids. Gene Ontology annotation, biological process: mitochondrial phosphate ion transmembrane transport. Gene Ontology annotation, cellular component: mitochondrial inner membrane. Gene Ontology annotation, molecular function: phosphate transmembrane transporter activity.